CCGGCAUCAUCGUCGUCAUCCAGCGCCAAUAGUAGUAUAGCAUUAUAAAAGUAGUAUAGAGUCAGUCCUCCGAUGCGCGUCCUCGGCGAAGCUACAAGAUGACGGCGGUGUCGACGACGCUAGCCGGUACCGCGACACCUGCAGCGCUGGCUUCGUCAGCGGCCAGUGGUGCUGCUGCCACUGCGAACAACAACAUCAAUUCCUCGACGACGACGAGCAACAACAGUAUGUGCGCGAUCACGAAUAACGGCACGACGACGACGACGACGGACACGACGCAGUCGAACGGCAACAACAGCAGCGUCGUCCAGACUGGUGCCAACGGCCAGAAAAAUGCGACGGCUGCUGCUGCUGCUGCGGAUCCCCAGGAGAUCAAUCGUCUCGUCAAUCGGGACAAUCUCGUCAAGAUCGAAAGUUUCUUGAACGACUCCGCUUACAUGGAGGCCAUUGAGAACUCGGCUUCGUACAACAGUCGUCUGUGCAGAGAACGCCGUUUACGCAUGCCUUUCCUCGACUCGCAGACAGGAGUCGCUCAAAAUCACUCGAAUCUCUUCAUGUCGUCGCGGGAGCGUCUGCCGGGCUUACAGCACGGCCAACUGUACACAUACCCAAGCAAAAGAUGGAGGAAAAAGAGAAGACAGUAUCUCAUGAAUUACUUUCAUCCGAAGAGGCCGAUUCGAGGCGAGAUCGAGAUCGACGGGAUCGGCAUCGACGGUACCGAUUCGAAUACCGUUCCAGGAAUUAACGACGACAGUAAAGAUUCGUUGGCUCUGAAAGAUGAGCACAGUAAAGAUGCUUGGUUCUACGACGAACAAGACAUGUUGGAUAUCGAUCCUUACGAAGAGCCAGAUCCAGACAGCGACUUUGACUAUGAAGAGAGCUACAGUAGCAAAAGGAAACGAAGGAAACCAAGAGGAGGUGGUCAUCAUCCGGGUAGAAGUCAUCCUACUUCCAGCGACACACCAACAGGAAAAAGAACAAAAGGUGGUGGUCGCGGACGUAAAAAAGCAAACUAUGAUCCCAGUGAUUCUGAUAAGCCGUUCGUUUGUGACCCUAUGGGUGCCAGCUCGACCAGCCUCGGCAUCAAGGACACGGCGGAUCAGCGCAGCAUGUCACCGGCCCUAGGACAGAACAACGGCGCCAUGUCCGGCAGCGGUAUCGUCGGUGGUACCGGCUUACCGCCGACCAGCGCAGGCUCGCCGAAGCCCGUCCUACUGCCGGACGGCACGCCCAUGCCGCUGCAACCCGGUCAGCAAGGCGCACAGGCAACGCCGCCGACAGGGCAACAGUCGGGCGCCGCGACGACGACGAUGACGCCGCAGCAACAGCAGCUCCAUCAGGGCAAUCAUCAUCACGCCGGCGGCGCCGAAGCCAGCAAGAAGGGCAAGGGUCCGGCCCAGCCGUCGCCCUACUGCGACUUCUGCCUCGGCGACGCGCGCGAGAACAAGAAGACCGGCGGCUCCGAGGAGCUCGUUUCCUGCAGCGACUGCGGCCGAUCAGGUCACCCGACGUGCUUACAAUUCACCGCUAACAUGAUCGUUUCGGUGCGCAAAUACAGAUGGCAGUGCAUCGAGUGCAAGUGCUGCUCGAUGUGUGGGACGUCCGACAAUGACGAUCAACUGUUGUUCUGCGACGAUUGCGAUCGAGGUUACCACAUGUACUGUCUCAAUCCGCCGCUCACUUCUCCGCCCGAGGGCUCUUGGUCUUGUAGACUGUGCAUCGCCGAGUUCCAUCAGGCCAAGUAACCAACGGAGCGGAAGGAUCCGCAAAGCGACACGGCGUAUUCAGAGAGUUUACAGCUGCUCCGGGAUCUUCUGAAGUUUCCUUUAUCCACUGUAUCGAGCCGAUCGCGGCGACGACGCGCUCCUGUAUAUGAAGCUAUUUUUUUAUUUUUUUCAUUAGGAAUCUAAUAACGAUAACGAUGACACGGCAACGACUAGAUUACGAAAAAUGCAUGAAUAUAUAAAUAUAGUCGAUAGAUUUUCCGCAAGAGCGCGAUCUUUUCUAUAUGAUCAACUUUUUUCGACUUCUUUUUUUCACUUUUUUUUUCUUUCAAUUUGUAUACAGCAAUGUAAAAUUUACCUGUAUUUAAUUUAAAAUUCAAAGGUGCUCUGCGGUAUGUAUAGUUUUAAAGUGAUUCGUUCAUGAAUGUAGAAUUUAUCUGUAAAGUUUGUUAGCCCAAACGCUUGAAUCAUCACAUUUUCAAUUGUUCGAAUUGGAUAUAUUAUAUUGCGAACGAUAUAGUGACGAAUCGACAACGAUUAUACGCUUAACAGUACCCGUUUUUUUUUCUAAGCCAACAUAAUAAUAAUUCAGGUCACGCAGAAGUGUGAUUUUUAAAUUAUAAAAAUGAAUGGAUAAAACUCUCGCACAAAUGUCAUAAUGAUCUCAGAUAUAAGUGUAUCGUUCGCGCGCUUGUGACUACUUUUAUCAAUGUAUAACUCGACCUUGAUUGUAAAUGUUUAAUGUACGAAUUUAUACCGAAUUCUUUUUUACUCAAUGAUGAAUUGCAGCUUGAACAUUGAUUUUUUUUAGAUAUUUAUGGAACGUGAACAUAUUUUUUAUAUUACUCUUAGUCGUGCGCAGUUUUGAAAAUCAACCUUGUGAUUUUUUGUUUGUUUUAGUGUCGAUGUAUCAUAAUAAUUUAUUUUUUCUUGAAAUUGAAUAAUGGAUUUACUUUUGAAAGAUUUUUUUGGAAAAUUCGUUUAUUGUCGACGAAUGUUGUUUAAUAGAGGGACAAGUGGAAACAACUACACUAAAAAAAUAGUUUAGAUAGUAUUAUAAAAGGUUCAUUCAAACAAAAUGAGUAUAUUUUGUUAUAUCCAACAAAUUUUUUUCUUUGGAACAAUAAAUUAUUCAUUUAAAGCAAUGAAAUAUUUAUUUUAAUUUACUAAUUAUGUAGAUUCAAACAAAUAUCUGAUUUAAGUAAAUGAACUAUAAAUACUACUACAUUUUUUUUAGUGUACGUUAUUAUUCCGCCGGUAAGCAAGUAAAACACUUGUAAUUAAAUGCAUACGAUUCUUAUUUCUUGUUAAGUAAGAUAUCUGUCCUUACCAUUUGUAAAUUAUUGUAAUUAUAAGUGUAUUAUGUUGACAAUAUUCAUAGGGAUGUAUCGUUAAGUUAACCAAUUGAUAAAAUCAUCGAAAACUUAGAGGUAAAAACCUCGGUCCAGACAUCAUUUGUGGCUUUUACUAUGACUUGAAAUUCAAAAAAUUAUAGUGUAAAAUUUAAUAGCUAUGAUUUUCAUACAUAUUCAUUAAAAAAAAAAAAUUCUCGUUUUCGAUGAACUUGAAUGUAUGUAAAAUCGCAUCUGAGAAUAUCACAAAUAUAUGAGAUUUAAAUUUCAGUUUAACUGAAGAAAAAAAGUAUUAUAAAAUUCAAAUUGAACAUUGUGUCCUCGUUGAAAGUGAUUUUUUUGUUAUUAAUUCAUUUUGCUGCUCUAUUGAGUUUACAUUUUUGUGAUGAUUCUCAACGAUUUUUUGUUUGUUUGUAAUAAUUGUAGUUAAUUCCUAGGAUUAUUCGUACCUUAGUGGAAUAUAAUUUUGCCUUUAAAUCUAAAGAUACUCAAAAGAUCGAAGUCCUGUUCAGAUUGACAAAAAGCAAAAACCGAUUGCAUUGAUUUUUAAUAAGCGAGGAUUCGAAUGUUGGUUAAAAAAAAGUUCCAAUGCAGUCCGAAUACAUCCUUUGGUUGUUGUGUGUUGUAAACGCAGUAUUUUUUUAACACAAAAUCCUAUUUUAUACGGAAACGAUUGUGUCACGUACUUAAUUAUUAUUUUUAAAAUCUUUUACUACUGUGGUGAUAUAUAUAAAGAAGAAACAAAUAAACAAACAAACGGAGGAAUUAAAAGAAUGGCGAACUUUUGAUUUUUUAUUAUUAUUAAUCAUUAUUAUUUUUUAAACACUUUUUCUAGCGUGUAAUCGAGCAUGUUUGCAUAUUAUAGGACGUAAAAUUCUGAUAUAGCGUAACGUGUAAUUGUAAAAUAACUUACCGCAGCUAAUAAGAUUUUAUUAUUAUUAAC
This is a messenger RNA of Trichogramma pretiosum, 4019 nucleotides long. RefSeq names its product zinc finger protein DPF3-like (gene d4). NCBI's taxonomy places the organism in Eukaryota, Metazoa, Arthropoda, Insecta, Hymenoptera, Trichogrammatidae. The record is from RefSeq and is a predicted model, not a curated record. Gene Ontology annotation, biological process: nervous system development. Bases 99 to 1745 code for a protein of 548 amino acids. The transcript is spliced from 8 exons. Gene Ontology annotation, cellular component: nBAF complex.